Messenger RNA from Odontomachus brunneus, 2096 nucleotides. It is a transcript of the gene VhaSFD, whose product is annotated as V-type proton ATPase subunit H. The coding region runs from base 135 to 1694 and encodes 519 amino acids. Gene Ontology annotation, molecular function: proton-transporting ATPase activity, rotational mechanism; protein binding. Lineage: Eukaryota; Metazoa; Arthropoda; Insecta; Hymenoptera; Formicidae. The transcript is spliced from 10 exons. Gene Ontology annotation, biological process: proton transmembrane transport. Gene Ontology annotation, cellular component: vacuolar proton-transporting V-type ATPase, V1 domain; lysosomal membrane. The record is from RefSeq and is a predicted model, not a curated record.
AGGUCAGGUUGGUACGCAAGUGGUCUUGUGAUCGAACAGCUGAAGAAGACGACGGGCACAAAAAGGAGCGAGAGUCUUGAUUUACGAAAAAGAUUUUUUUCCAUAUAAAUUGACACGGAAUUUCGUCAGUAAUCAUGGUGGACCGUGCGAAUAUCAAGCAGAUGAUACCGGCUCUGCCGGAUGAGAAAAUCGAUAUGCUGGCAGCUACAAGUAUGCUCCAGCAGCAGGCUGCUGACAUUAGGAACCAGCGAAUUAAUUGGCAGUCGUACUUGCAGUCGCAAAUGAUAUCAAAAGAAGACUAUGAUUUCAUAGCAACCUUUGACACAAGUGAUGCUAAGACAAGAGAAAACAAGUUAAAAGAGAAUCCACAUCAGGCAGCUAAAACCUUCCUUAAUUUACUUGGACAUGUCUCCAAGGAUCAGACCAUUCAGUAUCUUCUCACAAUGAUCGAUGAUAUGUUGCAGGAAGAUCGUAGUCGUGUGGAAAUCUUCCGUGAACAUUCCACGCGAAAACGGGAAUCUGUUUGGGGACCAUUCCUAAAUCUGUUGAACAGGCAGGACGGCUUCAUAAUGAAUAUGACGUCGCGCAUUAUAGCUAAAUUAGCUUGCUGGAGUCACGAUCUCAUGGAGAAAACUGACCUGCAAUUUUACCUGACGUGGCUCAAGGAUCAGCUAAAGCUUAGCUUUGAUGCCCUGCAGGAAACAAGCUUGCAUGCGGGACUAGAACAAGACAUUGCCGUGGAGCAGGCCAAGGAGGCCGCUGACAUGCUGCACGAAUUACUCAACCCGAACAAUGAUUACAUUCAGUCGGUGGCGCGAUGUCUUCAAAUGAUGCUCCGUAUCGACGAGUACCGCUUUUCUUUCGUAUCCGUCGACGGGAUCUCGACUCUUCUCAGCGUUCUGUCUGGAAGAGUGAACUUUCAAGUGCAAUAUCAGCUCAUUUUCUGCCUGUGGGUCCUCACUUUCAACCCGUUAUUGGCAGAGAAGAUGAACAAAUUCAACGUUAUUCCCAUUCUCGCCGAUAUACUGAGCGACUCUGUCAAGGAGAAAGUAACGCGCAUUAUACUUGCCGUAUUUAGAAAUUUGAUCGAGAAAGUCGAAGAUGGACAAGUCGCCAAGGAGCACUGCAUCGCCAUGGUACAGUGUAAAGUGUUGAAGCAGCUCUCGAUAUUGAGCCAGCGGAAAUUCGACGACGAAGAUAUUACCGCGGACAUCGAAUUCCUUAACGACAAGCUGCAAGCAUCUGUGCAAGACCUGAGUUCGUUCGAUGAGUAUUCAACAGAGGUGAAAUCCGGUCGCUUAGAAUGGUCUCCUGUUCACAAGUCGGGCAAAUUCUGGCGCGAGAACGCUAGUCGUCUCAACGAGAAGAACUAUGAGCUCUUGCGGAUCCUAAUUCACCUGCUGGAUACUAGCAAAGAUCCACUUGUCCUUAGCGUUGCCAGCUUUGACAUAGGCGAAUAUGUGCGUCACUAUCCACGUGGAAAGCACAUAAUCGAACAACUCGGCGGUAAGCAACGGGUAAUGCAGCUUCUCGGACAUGAAGAUCCUAACGUCAGAUACGAGGCUCUCCUCGCGGUUCAAAAGCUCAUGGUGCAUAAUUGGGAAUACCUCGGCAAGCAGUUGGAGAAAGAGCAGACAAACGCAUCCGGACCACCCACCAACAAGUCUGGAGCACAAGUGCCAGCAAAAGCCUGAACGCACUCACAUAACUUGUACAAAACUUGCGGAUUUGGUUUGAGAAGUACAAGAGUAUUAUAAUUCACGUAUCUCGUAAUAUAAUCCGCUUGCAUGACGCGCGUAUAAUUCAAAAUAGUUACAUUCCCUUCUAUUUUGUUAUAUUAUUAAAAAAAGGAAGACCUAAUUGGCUAUAUUCUUUUCUUGUGCAAUCUAAUUUUGUAACAUAACUGUUGAAUUAUGUAUAUAGAAAUUUGCGUAGGCACGAGCGCCUAUUGUUUAUGUUACGGGUGUGAGAUAAAUGUACGUGCGUCAGUGGAACAAACGUCUCCAUAAUACAUGUAAAUCCGUUUAGAUGUAUAAAUAGAAAUCUGUUCUUUGAAAUGUUAGACAAUAUGAAAAUAAAAUGUUAUUCUCUAUUGA